Molecule: messenger RNA, 3013 nt
Organism: Drosophila biarmipes
Lineage: Eukaryota; Metazoa; Arthropoda; Insecta; Diptera; Drosophilidae
Gene: Pfrx
Product: 6-phosphofructo-2-kinase/fructose-2,6-bisphosphatase 1
Exons: 2
Coding region: 623-2233 (536 amino acids)
Biological process (GO): fructose metabolic process; fructose 2,6-bisphosphate metabolic process
Cellular component (GO): cytosol
Molecular function (GO): ATP binding; fructose-2,6-bisphosphate 2-phosphatase activity; 6-phosphofructo-2-kinase activity
Source: RefSeq, a predicted model, not a curated record
GACGCUCGGCGUUUUCAGUUUUCAGUGCUCAGUUCUCGAUUCUCAGUUCCAGUUCUCAGAAAUCGCAAUAGUUUUUCAGUGUCUGAGCGUUCAGCGCAGUGGCUGCUUCACCUUCUCGAUUUGCUCUGCUCCGGCUCGUCGACGGAAACAGGUUCCACCCCUCGGUCAUUCCUGUCCAGCAACUACAGCAGCACCAACAGCAGAAGCUGGAACAGCUGAUCAGCAGCCCCAAAAGCGCCAGGAAGAAGGAGAGCCAGCAGAAGCAGGAGCCCCAUCCUCGCAGAGCAAAGCCCCUAAUCAAAUUUCAGGCAGCUACAGCAGCUCAAUCGACGACGACGACGACGACCACUACGACGAGGAGGAUCAAGUAGGAACAUUACCCUUGCCCUCGAUCACCAAAAGGACACCCAAUCUCCUGCCCCCCCUCCGCCCACAACCACCCCGCUCCACAUCUUCGCCCUACGCAGACGACUUGUGCACUUGCUGCAACUGUGCGUACUCCAGCGCCUCCUCCUCCUCCGCCUCGUCCACAUCCUCAUCAUCCAACUCGAGUACCACAGCAUCUGCAUCCGCAUCCGCCGUUGCCAAGCAGCUAGCCCGAUCCGUGACCGCCACCAGCAUCAUGGACAUGCCGUACAACACCUCGCCGUCUCUACGCGUGCGCACCACCUCGCUGAAUCAGCUGAAGAAGACGGCCGAUCUGGCCAUCGAGAAUGAGCUGCACGUUUGCCCGUCGGUGAUGUCCGAGGAGCUGCGCAAGCUGCUCCCGCCCACCUCGGAAACGGUGAUGACCAAGCCCUUCCCCAUCCGCGGCGAGCGCACCAUCGCCGACUGCACCACGCCGCAUGUGAUCGCCAUGGUGGGCCUGCCGGCGCGCGGAAAGACCUUCAUUUCCAAGAAGCUGGCGCGCUACCUCAACUGGAUCGGGAUCGCAACGCGUGUAUUCAAUCUGGGCGAGUACCGGCGGCAUGCGACCACCGCCUACAAGUCGCACGAGUUCUUCCGCGCCGACAACGAGGAGGCGAUGGCCAUCCGCAACAGGUGCGCCAAUCAGGCACUCCACGACUCCUGUGAGUGGCUGCUGAGCGGCCAGGGCAGCAUCGCUGUUUUCGAUGCUACCAACUCGACGCGCGACCGCCGCCAGCUGAUCCACGACAUUGUGGUGAAGCAGCACGGCUUUCGCCUGUUCUUCGUCGAGUCGAUCUGCGACGAUCCGCAGAUCAUCGAGCAGAACAUUCUGGAGGUCAAGGUCAGCUCGCCGGACUACCUGAAUAUGAACACCGAGCUGGUCGUGCGGGACUUCCUGCAGCGCAUCGAGCACUACGAGGAACGCUACCAGCCCAUCGACGAGGUCACCGAGGCCCACCUCAGCUUCAUGAAGGUAUACAAUGCCGGCAAGAAGGUUGUCGUCUAUAACAACGAGGGCCACGUAGAGUCACGCAUCGUCUACUACCUGAUGAACAUUCACAUAACGCCGCGCACCAUCUACCUGACGCGCCACGGCGAGAGCGAGCACAAUCUGAGCGGUCUGAUUGGCGGCGACUCGAAUCUUAGCGCCCGCGGGCAUCAGUAUGCGAACGCCCUGUCGACGUUCAUUGCCCAGCAGCAGAUCGACGGACUGCGUGUGUGGACGUCGUGGAUGAAGCGAGCCAUCCAGACGGUGGCCGAUGUGAAGGCACCGCAGGAGCGCUGGAAGGCCCUCAACGAGAUCGACGCCGGCCACUGCGAGGAGAUGACGUACGAGCAGAUCAAGGAGAAGUUCCCCGAGGAGUUCAAGGCGCGCGACGUGAACAAGUUCGCCUAUCGCUACCCCCGCGGCGAGAGCUACGAGGACCUGGUGGCCCGACUGGAGCCGGUCAUCAUGGAGCUGGAGCGACAGGGCAAUGUGCUGGUCGUGUCGCACCAGGCGGUGCUACGCUGCCUUUUUGCCUACUUCCUGGACAAGUCUGCCGACGAGCUGCCCUACCUGUAUGUCCCGUUGCACACGGUCAUCAAGCUGACGCCGGUGGCCUACGGCUGCAAGGUGGAGCACAUCAAGUUGCCCAUCGAUGCGGUGGACACGCACCGCCCGAAGCCCAAGAUCCCCGGCGAUGUGAGCGAGCCCGGACUCGACGGACUCAGCGGCGAGCUGGUGGCACCCGAUGGCGUCGGCAAGGUGCUCAUUGUGGGCGACGAUGUGGCGACGGCCACGAACGGCAAUGGCGGACGCGUCGAUGUCCAGGCGCACCAAUGACGGCUUCGCCUGCGCCCCGUGCACCCACAUCCACCUUCGAAAUCCAAGACAAUCUAAGCACGGCUGCUGGAACGGCUACGGCUGCCCCACAUGCACUUGACACCACCCCCUUUAAGUCCCUGAUCCCACAACCAAUUCCCCCCAAUCGCAUCCCGAAAAGCCCAAUGAAGACAGACAAAGAUACGGACAUGGUAAUGCCAUGCCUGAGUAACAAUGACAACUGCUCCUGCUGCCAGGAUGUGGUGGCGCUUCUACUUAAUGUGGCAUCGGAGGACUGCAUAUGAAAUUGUGAUUGAUACAUUGCGCUGUUUUAUUAUGUACUUUAAUGAACGAUUAAAUACUUUACAAAUGUUUAAGAACAUCUGCAUUGAUACAAAAAAAAAAAACAAAAUAUAUUCAGACUUAAAUACCUAGAUUUACAUACUAUAUGUACAUUACUUAAUUGGAUGUAAUUAGUUACCCUCGCCACCCACGCAAGCGGUGGGCAUCUCCUCCUUGUGUUGAGAAACCUGUUCCACUGUAAUUCCCAAACCCCGAAAUAUGUUUUUAUCUGCUUCGUUGUCCAUUUUUAUACCAGUAGUUUUGAGCGAAACUUGCAGCUACACGAGAGGAUAAACUCACGGAUUCCAUUCGAAAUCGAAAUCACUUGCCCGACACACUUCUAGCCUAUGUUUAUGUUUGCUCAGUUGUAUGUUUGUGUGGAAUAAAUACUGUAACUACAUAAAUGCUACCACUCCGAGUCAAAAAUAAAUACCAAUUUACCGAAAACCCAUGCAAAAA